Molecule: messenger RNA, 5657 nt
Organism: Gambusia affinis (western mosquitofish)
Lineage: Eukaryota; Metazoa; Chordata; Actinopteri; Cyprinodontiformes; Poeciliidae
Gene: evi2b
Product: protein EVI2B
Exons: 4
Coding region: 3745-4752 (335 amino acids)
Source: RefSeq, a predicted model, not a curated record
GGCCCAGAAUUUUCUAUUGUGUCUGCCUGUGUAUGUUGUGUUUGUUUAUCUGGGCUGCAGGCUGAAAUUGACACAAAGCACACAGAUGAUGGAUAGUGAGUGGAUGAGUUUUUCGUUUUGCUUUCUGUAAGUCACGAGGAAUUGACUGCUUUGGAAUUGCACUUCUACCAUCUCUUCAGCCUCUGUAGCUCGGACCUGACACCCUGAAAUAACCCAAGCAGAGAAAAAGACCAAGUGCAAAGGUCUAGAGGACCAUUCACAGCAGUUCUCAAGCCUGCAUCAGUUCAUUCAUCUCUUCGUUUCAACACAAAGGUCUCUGGAAACUACUUAAUAACAUGAUGAAAGCCACCAGAACUCUGUGCCUGUUUCUCCUGUUCCUGCUCCACCCUGCUGAAGCAGACCAAGCUCUUUCAACUACCACCAUGGAUUUACCCACAUCCCAAGACCAAACAGGCACCCCAACAUUUACAGCGGAGUCCCACCUCACAGCAACUUACCAUGAAAACCCAGCUGCUGCAAUCAACGCCACUGGUGGCGACUGCUUAAUUGACACUGAGAUGGGUCUCAUUGCCAUUGGUUCAGCAGGAGGAUUAAUCCUCUGCUUACUGGUUACAACAUCUGUGCUUGCAUGUCAGAUCUGUGUCCUUCAGCACCGGGUCUACAUCCCCCGAAGUCGCCGAUCAAACACGGACAUAAGUGGUACUCACUACUGGGAAGCAGAUCAAACAGAGAUAGAAGGGCUGGUUGGCCCGUGUGACACGACUGUUAUGCUAGAGGAGGUGAGAACAGACGGUAUGACUGACAAGCAGGAGGCUAAGGAGGAAGCUUGGGCAGGACUUGAUGAAGGGAAAACAACUUCUACUGAACCUGAAGAGAAAGUCUUUCAGAUCCAGAGCUCCAGUUCUAAGGAUUCCUGUUUGGAGGUCCCCAAGGAUUUGGAAGACAUGCCUCUUGUUGUAUGAAAUGGUAACCCACCCCUGUCUAAACAAAUUUGUUAUGUUGUCUUUAUUCUUAUUUUUCAGAAACUAAAGUUUUUGUAAAACGUAAAGCUACUUAGAUAUUAAAAAAUUGGGAUUAUCUUUAGAAUUUAAGAUUUAUUUAAAUUUAAAAAGAAACCAAUAAACUAACACUGAUAGCAGAUUAUAAAUUGUACAGUUUUUGAAAAAGUUUAGCUGUGUCAAAAUGUUUUUUUCACUAACAGAUUCAAGUUCAAAUAAAAAGCAAAACUUGAUGUUUGAGCUGUAUGAUGCUACAGAACUACUUUUGGUCACUAUCAAUUAAACAAAUAAAGGGAAAAGGAAAUACUGAAAAUGCAGAAAUAAGUAUGUGAGAUACUUACUCAUGUUUAUAGAAUAUGAGAAAUCUGAAAAAAUAUUUUAAGACUUCAGUUAGCACGGAGUUCAUCCAGGCCAAAUUAGGGAGAAUUAUUUUGACAUCCCAAUGUGUGCAAUUUUAAUCAAAAAUUUCAUGAGAGAUUGUGGAAGAAAACAACACAAUUUUGUUGUGUUCAAAACAGAACAUUCUGUUUAUAAAGUGACCUUUAACCUCAUCUGACAGUCAAUAAGUGCUUUAGAGUGUUGCUCUAAUUCAUACCUUUUCAAACACACUCAUGCAGUUCCUUGUGGAAGCAUUCAUGCCACUUCACAAUUAUUCAGUACUUUGUGUCUGGUUAUCAAAUAAAUCCUAAUAAAAUAAGGUUUGUGACUAAACCAUGACAAAAUAUCAAAUAGUUGUUUUUUUUUGUUUUUUUUGGGGGUUUUUUGCAGUCUCCAGGGUAAAAGGGUAACGGAACGGAUCAAUGGAACGUUUGGGGAUCAGCACCAAAUUAGAAAAACUUGAGAUAUGAAACACUUGGUGAAUGUCACAAUAAUGAUAUGAUUUGUGAUAAAUAAAUGAUUUUUUAAAAAGCGUUGCAAUCUUUUUGCUUUGAGUUCAUAGAACAUAUAGACUCUGGAUAAUGUGUGGUCUUUACAUCUUCUAUAUGAAAAAAAAAAAAACAUAGCACCUAAAUAAUUAGGGUUGCACUAAUUGUAGUUUCCUGGCCGAUAGCCGUUUACCUAUUUUUAAAAGCCCUGACUUGCCGAUUCCAAUUUUGGCUGAUAGAAAUAUUUUUCUCUGAAAUGUUGCUAAAUAUAGCAAUUCAGUCGCUGAGUUGGCAACAGUGGAGCGACUAUUGUUAACUGCAAACAUGCAGACAUGACCUGUUGGGCCGGUCGGUCAGUCCAACCUCUAAUCAGAAGAGGAUAGCAGUUGAUUUCUAGACAUUUGCUGAGGUAGAUAAGAUCAGUGGAUAAUAUUGCUUUCAUAUUUAAGCUUCGGCCGAUCACUGAUCUCCCAAGAUUCAGAAAAUUGGGGCCGAUAAAUAGGUGCACCCCUAUAAAUAAGCAAACAGGUAUUGCAGUCCAGCCAAGAAUCAAAAAACAUUUUUGGUCCUUAUGUGUUCACACAAAGAAAUUACGGUCGGUUAUUCUCUUCACAAGUGCAGAGAAUAAUAUCUUCCAGUCACACGUAGAACUUAGGAGCACUAAUUUGAGGUGGGAUGUAUAGAAAAGCGCAAGUUAGAGUUUUAUGUCAUCAACCGAUAAUUGUAUUUGUUUCUCUCAGUGCAAGUGGUUUGAGUGUACACUGGGGGGGGGGAAUUUCAGUUCUAGGGAAAAAGCUGUCUUUAAGUCUGGUGUUGUGUGUUUUUCAGUUCCUGUACCGCUCUGCAGAAAGAAGCAGAAUAAACAGUAUAUUGCCUGGGGAUCUCCAGCUAUACGUCUGGAUCUGUUAUCAACAUGUCCACAUGUAGGAUUGGACUUUGAUUACCAGAACAUAAGCACUCCCUUACUAAGCUGCAGCUGUGAAACAACAACAACAACAAAAAAAAAAUCCUAUAAAUGUAACCAAGAUGGGACACAGCUGAUCUUAUGUGCAGUCAAAGCAGUUCUUAAAAUGCAGAUGACAUAAAACUGAUGAUCUAUAGAGUUACAUAGAUGUUCAACCAGAGCUUCCAAAUAUAUACUUGUGAACAAAAUUUUUGGUAUCCCUCUAUCAAUGACCAAAAAGCCCAUAAUGUUCACCAAAAUAACUUGAAAUUGACAAGUUUCAAAUAAAAAUUUACUGCCAUGAAAACCAGACAUUGCUUUUGAAAUGUGGCUCAGUCUAAUCAUUAAAAAAAUCAACUAAUCAACUAACCUGGACAAAAAUAUUGAUGUACGUCCUCUAAUUAACGUUACCUUAUACUUCUAUAAAGGCUGAAGUCCUUAAACAUCUGCAAAAAAAAAUGCUGCAGAUGUUUUAUGAGUGUAUUGCUUUAUUUAACUACUGUAAUCAGUUAUUUUAACUAUUUUAAUGGUGAAUUCUUACAUUAGUUUUGACAAAAAGUAACUGAAACUAAAGAGAAGUGAAAUUUUAGUUAGUUUAGCUUCUAAAUUUGAAGUUUUGUCUUGGAUCAAAAGUCACAACUUUUGUCUUACAUCAACUUUACAUUUAUCUAGGGUUUAGCAAAAUAGUUGGAGAGCACAUGGUUGUCAGUUUGAAAUGUUUCAUUUCCUGUCGGUGAGGAAAGCGUCGGUUUCAUCAUCUCAAAGAGGUGGGGUUAUUCUCUGCUCUUAGUUCCUGCUUUUUUAAGUCAACAUUGUAUGUUAAGUCUAACAGGUUAAUCUUUGAACUAUUAAUACAUCUUGAUAACAAACCCGGGUUAUCCUUGUAGAGUCACAGUGUGAAACACCAGGGGUGUGUAACAGAAGAUCUGAGGCCAAAAUGACCAGCUUUACCUUCAUUCUUUUUCUGCCAAUGGCAGCAAUCAGCACAGUAAAAUCUGAGCUGCCAAUCAACACCACAGACGUGACAACAGGCAACAUGACCCAAAACACCCAGAUGGAAACACGACAGCCAUCAACUUUAGAACAGCUGUCAGGGAUCCCAUCGCUCAACACUACAACAACUACCAGUGUUGAUAGGACUACAGCAGAGGACCCAAGAAUCUCUACUCCUUCACUGCACACAACUCAGACGACGCAUCCAGGAAUACUUUCAGUAAAUACUGAGACAGCACCAGCUCUCACCAGUUCAUCAAAUACACCAACUGUUAAGUCUAACGUUUGGAAAUCCAUUACAACGAUUCUGACUAGUCAGACCAGUCAGCGAAUCAACAAUUCAACAGCACCUCCGAUGCUAAGCAACAUUACACAAAACCACAGCACACAGAGGACAUCAACCUCACAGACCAAGUUAAAUGGGGUGACCUCCUCAUUUAUACCUUCAUCCACAUCGACGGCCAUUCAAACAAAAACCACAUCUGUCAAGCCUGAAGAAAGAAAAUCUAAAAGUACCAAGCGAGUUCCAGGUGGUGACACAACACAACCCUCCACCUCAGAGACGCCAAACAUUGACAAGGCAGAGAAAAAAGGUUCACAAGACGGCAAAGUUGUGGCAGCAAUAAUAGGUUCAAUGCUGUCACUGAUGAUUGUGGGAUUUCUGCUCAUAUACAUCCGUAAACAUAGACUUCAGAAGGAGCAAACGUCUACAAGCUGGGCAGGUCCUUCGCCACUUCUGGAUGGGGAAGCUAACAAAGGCAAUGUGGUAUUGGGAUCAUCCAACCGAAUUUCCCUGACCAGUUUCCUGCCUCACAGACUUUCAAAGACAUUCUCUUUACUUCCAGAAACAAAUGAGAUGAUAGAAAUCACAUCAAGAGCCACGAUAGAAGAAAAACACCAAGGAACCACCUUUGGUCAAGCUAUCGAUGGAAAUGGUGCACAAGAAAAAUAGUUUGCAGAAGAGAACACUGGAAGUGAAACUGAAGAGAUAGCUGUAAUGUCUGCCGUAGAGAUCUCUUUAGUGAACCAACAGUCGUCCUCAGACACACAGUCAUUCUGGUAUUUGAAGUUUCAUGGAAAAACAAAAAGUGGCCAUACAUGGUCAUACGGCCUCUUAUUAAUCUGAAGACUGUAUGCAGUUAGUUUCCUGUCUGAGACUGGAUUUUGGGGCACUGAAAAUUAGUGUCAUGUUUCAUAAUCAACAUUAAUACAGCUAUUACCUGGGUCAUUGUGCUCACAUCAGCACACAGAAACUAAACCUACAAAAUCAACAAAUAUGGCUGUCAGAAAUGAUCUGAAUCUUUUUUUUUCUUGGGGGAUUUACUUGGAUAGUACAAAAUGCAACUGCAUAUGUUUAGAUCUAUCUUCCACUUCAAUGAAAAGCAGAAGGAAGUGUUGAAAGAGGAACACACAGUGAGAUACAAUGUUGCUGACAUUGUUCAUGCUUGAUUUGUUCUCCACACAGCAAUACAGAAUGCACUGUGAACAAAAGAUCUUCAGAACACCGUCAUGAGACCAUACGCAAAGAGAUAUAAACUCAAUAAGCAGAUAUCACAAACGAGUUUAGUUUUUAGGACCUAGAAAACUAAAUAUGGAAUUUUUGAAUCAGGCAUUUCUUCUUUAACCACUUCAAGGAUAUUUCAUCAUUAAGUGCAACACAAAUGCUUCUUUGUAAAAGCUCUGUUUAGAGUCAGCUGUGUUUUGAAAUGUUGAGAUGGUUGCUCAAUGUGAUGGAUAGAUGGAUGCUUUAUUUGUCAAUGUGGGAAAAUUAAUGUCCAUCCAUCCAUUAAAUCUAUUAUCUUACACACUUAAAAAAUGAGUUCGGGCAGCAUGUCUACUUGCUUUGAUCUAUUCAAU